This is a messenger RNA of Arabidopsis lyrata subsp. lyrata, 1920 nucleotides long. Its product is annotated as F-box protein At3g62430-like. Gene Ontology annotation, molecular function: protein binding. The record is from RefSeq and is a predicted model, not a curated record. Lineage: Eukaryota; Viridiplantae; Streptophyta; Magnoliopsida; Brassicales; Brassicaceae. The transcript has 3 exons. The coding region runs from base 393 to 1700 and encodes 435 amino acids.
GCAAAAUUGAUCGAAUAAUAAAAAUUCAAAAUUUCUCUUGUCGUCUUCCUUUGUUUUCUCUGCUUUCAAGAAAAUGCUACGACUCUGCUCUAGUUCUUCGUCAAUUUCUCUUUGAAGAUUCAGUUUCGCUUCAGAAAUCUUUCUGCAGAUUGAGUCGUCGUCUACCCAAUUUCUGCAGAUUUCGCUUCGGUUUUCUUGUUUCUGCAUAAACGCGACUGCGAUGAUUUCUGGGUUUCUGCUUCAUUUCGACAUGUGAAGUAAGCUCUCGUAUGCUUUGAAAUUGAUAUAGUUUGUCAAUUGCGGUUGAUGUUGGAGUCAAUUCGCUGAAGGUUCCAUUAGAAAUUGAGGUUUUCUGGGUAGUGAAAGAGGGUUCUUUAGGGUUUGCGAAAAGAAUGGAUAGAAUCAGUAAUUUACCAAUUGAACUUAAGUAUCAUCUAAUCUCUUUCCUUUCGGCAAAAGAAGCUACUUGCUUGAAGUAUGCCUCCAAGAAAUGGCUGAAUCUGGUUAAUAUCAUACCGCUUGUUGUUGAUUCCUCCUUUUCUGCCAUUAGUGGAAGUUUCCAAGAUUUUGCUGAUCGAAUACAAUUGGCUCGACGUGCCAGUCACCGUAUGAGGAGAUUCUCUCUAAAGUUGCAGUCUUUGGAUUUUUCUCAGUAUAGUAUUGUCAACGAUUGUUUACGCCAAGUGUUGGGGUGUGGUGUCUUGGAUCUUGAACUGGACAUCAAUGUCAAAGGAGAUUACUCACUGCCUUUUGAGAUCUUCACUUGCAAGAGCGUUGUGAAACUGAAACUAGGGUCUGGUUUUGUUAUUGACAUUCUCCCUAAGAAUGCUUUGCUUCCUGCUCUGAAGACUCUCCUUCUUGAUUCAGUUCGGUUCGAAUUCGAUAAUACUGGUGGUUGUUCGUUUACAAGGCUUCUUUCUGCUUGCCCUGUGCUCGAGGAGUUAGUCAUAGAUGGCCACAACUGUGAAGAUUGGAAAUGGUCUCGCAUUGUAUCUAGUCAGAUCCUUAAGAGACUUACUAUUCGGCGUGAAGAAUGGGUUCAUAAUGGCAAUAGUUUUGAGCCUUUCAGUUUGUAUACUCCGAGUCUUGAAUACUUUGAAUACUUUGAUGUUCUCCGAGAUAGGUAUCCAGUUGUUUAUCUCAACUCCCUUGUUGAAGCUAAGCUAGAACUUCCUCCUCUUUAUAUUGGGGAGUCGUAUGAUGUUAGAAAUCUGAUAAAGGGGUUAAAAAAUAUUCAGAUUCUGCGCUUAGGAGCUGUUGACACGAUGCAGCUGUUUUGGGCCUUCAGGGAAGCAGUCCCAGUGUUUGAGAACCUGUUUCAUUUAUCAGUUAGUACUGAUCCAGCUAUCUGUUGGGAUGCUCUGUAUAUUCUUCUUAAAAGUUCUCCAAAUCUAAAGACUCUCACCAUUGAGGCUUUGCACUACUAUCAAGACUAUCAUUUAACAUCUGUUUGCCAAUGCUUGGAGGGGUAUUCCUACUUUUUGUCCUGCCAUAUUGAGAUCCUAAAGAUAACCCAUUUCAGUGGACAGAUCGGAGAAAUGGUGCAGAUAAAGCAUGUCUUGGAGAAUUUGCUGUGUCUGGUGCUGUUGGAAGUUCAUGUUGAGGAAAAAAGAGUUGACAAUAAGCUGCAGAUCUUGGCGGAUCUCCUAAUGCUCCCGAGAGCUUCAUCCAAAUGCAAAGUCCAGGUCAAGUUCGUUUGAACAAACAAGAGUUUGUUGCCUCAACAUGAGAACUGUUUUGUUUUGCAUCUUUUGUACAUGAUAUUGCUCUGAAUAGAACAGCUUGGUUUUCCUUUUUGUGUGUUUUGCGCUUAAAACACUCGAGUUUGUAAGACAGAGGCUAAGCUACAUUUAGGUCUAUUAUUGGCAAGAAUAAAAGAGAAAGAUAUUCCAAUGAAUAAAUAGUUUUGGGGAUUUAACA